GGCGGGCAGGGAGCGGCGGGCCGGCCGGGCAUGGCGUCCAUGGCGGCGGCGAUCGCAGCCUCGCGCUCGGUCGUCAUGAGCGGGAACCGGCCUCUGGACGAGCGGGAGCGAAAACGCUUCACCUACUUCUCGUCGCUGAGCCCCAUGGCCAGGAAGAUCAUGCAGGACAAGGAGAAGAUCCGCGAGAAGUACGGGCCCGAGUGGGCGCGGCUGCCGCCCGCGCAGCAGGACGAGAUCAUCGACCGGUGCCUGGUGGGGCCGAGCGCCCCGCCGCCCCGCGGCCCCGGGGACCCCGAGGAGCUCGCGCGCUUUCCCGGCCUGCGCGGGCCCACAGGCCAGAAAGUGGUGCGCUUCGGGGACGAGGACAUAACUUGGCAAGAUGAGCACUCUGCCCCUUUCUCCUGGGAAACGAGGAGUCAGAUGGAGUUCAGCAUCUCUGCCUUAUCCAUCCAGGAGCCGAGCGGCGGCCCCGCCAGCGAGCCUAGGCAUCCACCCAAAGCCACUCAGGGCUCGCAGGCCCUCCGGCCCCCCCAGGGCAGCAAGUCCUCCAGCCUGGAUGCCCUGGGUCCUGCCCGGAAGGAGGAGGAAGCGUCCUUCUGGAAGAUCAACGCGGAGCGGUCGCGCGGGGAGGGGCCCGAGGCCGAGUUCCAGUCGCUGACUCCCAGCCAGAUCAAGUCCAUGGAGAAAGGUGAAAAGGUCCUGCCGGCCUGUUACAGGCAGGACCCUGCCCCGAAGGACAGGGAAGCCGAGGCGGAGAGGCCCGGCCCCCUGCGCCCGGAGCCGCGUGUUCUUUCCAGUGCCGCUGUGGAGCGCGAGGGGCCACAGCCGGUGCAGGCCAGCGCCAGCCCAGUGGAGGAGGCAGUCCCCUCCGAGCCCGUGGGCAAGCAGCCCUGCUCCGUGGCUGGCCCGGGGGACAGGGACGACGUGGAGGAUGAGCUGUUCUCAGAACCCGCACCUGUGCAGGUCAGCUCAAGCAGUGCCAUCUUGAAGACGGGGUUCGAUUUUCUGGACAACUGGUAAACUGUGGUAGACCAGAAAAAAAAACCUCCACCAAAAAACGAGAACCCCCCAAAUGUUUUCCAGAAUGGUGUGGCGGAGGACGCAAAGUGUGGCAUUUCCUGGGUCGUUUUCUGGUUCCUGUACGCAAAUUUCUUAGUCUUUUGGAAACUGGUAGAUAUUGCCUUGUCCAGAGUUCCAGUGUCCCCUUUUUUGGUAAGACCAGAGAUACACACUAUUUUCAGUGAUUUGAUAACACGUUUUACAUCCGGAAUUUUUUAAGACUGUUGGAGUUCAGUCAACCUUGCAAAUGAAUCUUCCGUUCCAGCUGCACCCAGUUCCCCCCUCCUCGGAGAAAGGGUUUUCUCCACCAUGUCACCAACAUUGUAAAAGUGAUUUCCGCCCCCUCCCCCUUUAUCCCCUCCCGGUUUUUGAACGUGUGGGGUCACCUUUGAUGGGUGAUGGUUAGUGAUGUGCCGGGGGACGGUGACAUCAGCAUGCUGGCUGUGACCACGGAAAGGUUUGCCCCCCCCCACACACCCUGCCCCACCCCAUGCUCCCAGCUGUCCCGGGCUUCUAUCCCUGAAGCCCUGUUUCUCGAAUCGCGUGCCACCCUCCGCCCUGUGUCGUUUGCAGGGGACAGGCUUGACAUGAGGCAGAGGGCGUCUUUAAGCGGCCCCGAUACUUAUUCAAACUGUCCUUGUUGAAGAGUUGCAUGUUUCAAAGUUUUGUAUUAACUUUGCAUUAUUUUGUAUCUAGAUUUAGCGGUUGUAGGGCUACCACUUUUAGAAGUUCUCUGCCGCUCCUGUGGCCUGUGGGUGUCCCCUGUCCUGGGCACCCGCGGGAGGAAGGGCUGAUGGCAGGUGUCGCUGGCGGACAGGGCUCUCCCGACUAGUUGUGUUAGACCUCCCCGCGUGGGCGCGGCAGGGGCGCCUUCAUCCCAAGGACUGGUCCGGCUGCGUCACCGCGGACCCUCCCCCAACCCUGUGCCCCCGGAAGUGGAAGAGUCCGGCUCCUGCUGGGGCCCAGCAGCGCCUCCUGGAGACCUUUGUGGUCAUAGCAACGGCAUCUCCCGGAGUUGGACCUCCCCCCACUGCUGCUCUGAGGGGGGCGGCGCCUGGCCCCUGAGCUGCAGGAACCUGCAGGACACGCCCAAGUGUGGUCUGCACGGCACCUCUCACUGUGUUCUCCUCACCUGACGCCUUAAUCCCAGGGAGUCCUGCCAGCCUACGCCUGGUCUCAAUAUCAAAGUGAGUCUUUUUAAAAAAUGCCUCCUUGUUUCAUAGGACAAAUCUGAAAUGAUUUCCAGAAUAUUUUAUCUGGCUUCAAGGGGAAGCACGUGGCAACGUUCUUAUUUUUUCCAGGAAAGUUUCUGCCAAAGCUGUGGCUUAGCCAACGUGUGGUUUGGUUCCUGCCAAUUCUUAAUGUUCCGAAACCUCAUUUGGCUCCUCGGGGCACUGGAGCUGACCUUCCUCCUCUGGUGACUCUGUUAUGGCAAAUGCAGGUUUUUUUUCCCUGUACCACUUAAGUAUAGUUGAACUAUAAAAGGGAACACAGGUUUCUAGAGCGGCGGUGAGGGAAAGGAGCCUAGAAAUCCCAUCUGGGGCACCACAGCAGGGUGCCGGCCCCUCGGGCCAGCCGCGGAGGCUGGCGCCCGGCAUACCCCGGCCUCAGUGGGGGCAUUGAGCUGUCUUAGAACGCAGGUCUGAAAGCGGGGUCCCUUCAAAAUGAGAUGCGCAGAUGUGAGUUGGUGCUCCUUCGCGUUGAGAGCAGAGAAGAUCUGGGCCCUGGGAUGCUUAGGCCAACGUGAUCCGUCUGUUCUUCUGGGAGACACUUGUGAUUUCUUUCCCACUUUCCCAUUAAGCCCAGUAUCCCCUUUGAACCCAGAAAUCCUAGAGGGAGUCCUGAAGUCGAGUUGUUUUGCUCCAUACUUUCAGAAGUAUGGAGAUGGGAGGGAGAGAAGUGAAGCUUGGAAGAAUCCGACUCCUAGUCAGUAUCCUGCCUGACCUUGGGGGGGGGGGUGCUUGUAACCAUGGCAGCCUAGAUACAAAGAUGGUUCCUUUCCCGUUCUCCUGGGAAUCUACCUUCAGUGCAUCCAAAUAAGGGAAAAUUAAGCUCUUAUGUCCACCACCUUCCCCCCCCGCCGCUGUGUAUCAGGAGUUUCCAUUUAUUAUUUUAAAAAUACUUUUCAGCUGCAGCCUCUGUGUUUUUGGAUUUCCCCCACCUCCACCCCCUGUACCUGGGAUUCAGCUCAAGCAGUCAGUGUCUCGCUUUGGGUGAUUGUAUUUUGCAAAAUCUCUCCCAAGAAGCCAGAAACUAGUCUCAGUUCUUUCCCCUGGGGGGUCCGUCCCCCUCCCCCAAGCCCCCGGGCCUGCUGCCAACUUUGGGAACAGUGGGGGUCGCAGCCCCUGCGUGGACGGAGCGGCCUCCCUUUCUUUGCGCUUCUCUUUCUUUGAUACACGUUUUCAGAAAUGAAAAUUCCUACUGGCUACUUGUAACUUGGUUGUAUUUUAUAUUAAUAACCUUUAAUAAAGCCAUUUAAAAUAUC
Molecule: messenger RNA, 3544 nt
Organism: Artibeus jamaicensis (Jamaican fruit-eating bat)
Lineage: Eukaryota; Metazoa; Chordata; Mammalia; Chiroptera; Phyllostomidae
Gene: CUNH1orf198
Product: chromosome unknown C1orf198 homolog
Exons: 4
Coding region: 31-1020 (329 amino acids)
Source: RefSeq, a predicted model, not a curated record